AAUGCCAAUCGCAGUUUCCAUCGCGUCGCAUCGCCGAUUCGCAACCCGUGUACCCUCGGUCGACUGCAUCCCGGCGCGUCUUGCAAACGAAUAUCGCGAUCUCAACCUAACAUCAUAUUGUCUCCGAUAUUUUUCACAGUUUAGCUAAAUAGUUCUCGGCGCCUUGCUGCGCUCAAUGCGCCAAAAUGGCACCCACCAAGGCGACCGUCGAGCACUCGGUCGAUCGAACCCCCGAGUAUGAGAAAUUCAUCGAGGAAUUGCGCGUCUUCCACGAGAAGCGCGGCACAAAUUUCGACCCGGAGCCAAAGAUGGGCAACUUCACAGUCGACCUCCUCAAACUCUUCAAUUACAUCAUCGAGCAUGGCGGCUAUGACAAGGUGUCCGAUGAGAAGCUUAUGUGGCGGAAAAUGUGCGAAGGCCUGGGUCUGAUGCGGCAUAAUGCCCCAGCAGAUGCCUAUACUCUGAAACAGAUCUUCUACAAGAAUCUAGCCGCAUACGAGAUCAAAACUGUUCACAACAAGGAACCUCCCCCGCCCGAGAUCCUCGAGUUUACUACAGCCAAGGGAGGGUCUCUACUCACCCGGACACUGGAGACAUUCCAAGCUCGAGCGAAGGCAGAUAGGGAAGGGUCAACUGAAGAUGGUACGCCGAGUAGGGAACGGCGCGCCGAAGAAACCCCCGCCUCUGGCCGGGCCUCUCGCGGCCUUAGAGAAGCUCCAGCCCCCAGGGUCAUAUUCCAUCCCGACACAAACUCAUCGCGGCAGACCCGGCACGCUUCAGGCCAACAAUCUGGCGCGUCCGGUUCAACCGCACAACCCCAGUCUCAACCCCAUCACAACUCGCAGUCCCACGGCGGCACCCAGGUCGCGAUGCAUCAGAGCCACCCCCACCCGGGCCGCGGCGCGCCCUCUGUGGUCUACAAUCCUCCAGGACCCGACAUGAGCAACCCGUUCGUGCAAAACUAUCAACCGCAGCCCUCCCAACAGGUACCGCUGCGUAUCGUCGACACCCCCGCGAGCAACCCCGACUUGUUUGCAAGGAAGCAGCGGCUCUUGCGCCAGCCGACGGCUCCGGCGCCCAACCCAGGGGCACUCGUGCGGGCGUCCAUUCCUCCGGGGACUCUCGACGGGCCGAACAUUUACGAAAGGUGCCUCUUGGCUCUUCGCUCCGGUAUCCAAGCAGAGCAGGCCUUCGGCCUGAACCACCUCGUCAAGAUAUCUUAUGAGCGCGGUGACAAGUACAAAUUCUCGCAGUUUAGUGGACUAGCAGAAGGCUUGACCGAGUUUGCUCUUGGCGUCGGGAACAUGUUCUAUGAAGUCGAGUGGACCAUUUCCAACGACCCCGAUUUUGACGACGGCGAGAUCAGCGAGCUUGACGGCCUCAAUGGCACAGCCGACAUUCUCGAGAGGAUUUCCCAGCUCAAACUCAAGGACGUGCAAGACAAUUUCCAACCAGUUGAGUUCACAGACCAGUUGAUGCUGGUCACCGAGGCUGUCUUGACCAUCCGGAACAUGGUCAUGUUGCCCGAGAACGCCUGGUUCAUCGCCGACUACCCGCCUGUGAAGGAUCUUCUCUGCAUCCUGCUCCAUCUCCCGCCGAUGGACGUGGCCGUGGAGCUCAAGCAUUCUGCUCUCGACAUUGCGGAACAAAUUACCCCAUACCUCAUCCUCGACUCCGAGGACCCGCUCUAUCAAACGCUCCUCGCGCAGCUUCAAUCCUCGGAUCGCGGGAUGAUUCUUACCGCGCUCCGUGCUAUCAGCCGUAUUGCCAUGAACCACCCCACCGAGACCAACCAGCUCGGUGACGUCCCGCCUACCACCCUACAAUGUCUCAUGGACUGGCUGAUGCUCAACGACGACGAACUCGUGGAUGCCUGCCUAGACUUUUUGUACCAGUACACAGCCGUCAUCUCCAACCUGGACGUGAUGUUGGAGGGGACCAAGGUUGAGCACCUCGUAGUACACCUUGUCCGGCUGCUCUCGCACGGAGCUAAGCGCUACCAGCGAGAAAUUGUCGUCAGCGAGCAGCGUCUUGCCUACGAACCCGCCUCGGAGCAGGUCGUUCCGAUUCCCAGGGACCUCCAAGAGCGGCUCCUCGCCAUGGAAGAGCCCGAGCGCUGCUUUGCGUGGCUUCGCUGCUUCUUCGAGGAGGAUCCGGAAGCUCAAAUCACGCAGAUUGCCAUCUGGCAGGCGUACAAUGCGUCAUUCCUCGAAUCUCUGAAGAGGAUGGGCCGCACCAUGAUCAACGCACCCGAGUUCAUCCGUCACAUUAGCACAGUCCACCAAAAUGCCGGCGCGCAGGUCAUUCGCGAAGCAAACGGCGAGUCGCAGAAGUUCAUUAUGCGUGGCAUCCGCCCCCGGGCGUUCCCCGUGACCACCGACGGCCGCGGCUAUUUCCAAUGCCAAUGGCAGCGCGCGCCCGGCCAGCACAUCAAGUGCGGGACCUGGAACAUCUCGACCGAAAAGAUGUGGGAACAUAUCCUCACGGACCACCUGAACGAAACCCCCAGCGAGGACGGCAAGUACCAGAACCGCGAGGCGACCUACGUCUGCGCCUGGGACGGGUGCGCCAAGUACCACAAACCAACCAAACUCCACCUCACCCAGUUCAUGACGCACAUCAAAACCCACCUCAAAGCCGAGGAAGCCUCCCGCGCCGCCGCCGCCGCCGCCUCGCAACAAGCCGACCUCCCGUCCACCCCGCACGGCGGCGGCGGCGGCAGCGGCAGCAGCGCGACGGGCUCCCCCUCCAAACGCGGCUCCAUAUCCUCUGCCAGCGGCGGCGGCGGCAGCGGCACCCUCAACAACAACAACAGCAGCGGCAGCAGCAACAGCAGCAGGGCGCGCGUGGUGCGUCCCGCCAAGACCAUCACGCUGACCUUCGAGGACACGGCCUCGGCGCGCGACGAGCGCAACGCCAACGCCCCGCCCCAGGCCGCCGGCAUCCCGCUGUCGGCCGCGCUCAUCCUGCGCAACAUCGCGCGCAACGUCAUCAAGACGGGCGCGGAGGAGCGGCUGGUCAAGCGCGCUGCGGAGAGGCGGGAGAAGGAGGCUGGGGGUGGUGGUGGUGAGGGUGGUGAAGGGAAGGAGGGUGGUAAUAGUGAGGGUAGUGGUGAGGAUGGGGGUGAGGAUGCGGGCUGGAAUGAGCGGCUGUUUAGGCCUGUCAUGCCCCGUCUGUGGGAGGUGUUCACGGAGAACCGCCUGCUGGCGCCGUAUGUGACCAGCCUGUUCCAGCUGCUGGAGAAGGAGAGGGACGGGUUCGCUUUUGGCAGCUAAGUUGCCGCCAUUAAUGCCCGUCCGUCCGUUCGUCUCCAUUCCUUGAUGCGGAGCCUCGCUAGGGUUGGUAUCCAUUGAUGGGUGGGCCGAGACGAGACGGGACGGCGGGAGAAGGGCGCGGAUCCAUGAUGACCGACCGUUGUGUCGGGACUAUUUUUGU
Messenger RNA from Chaetomium fimeti, 3435 nucleotides. RefSeq lists its product as uncharacterized. Gene Ontology annotation, biological process: regulation of DNA-templated transcription. NCBI's taxonomy places the organism in Eukaryota, Fungi, Ascomycota, Sordariomycetes, Sordariales, Chaetomiaceae. The transcript has 2 exons. The record is from RefSeq and is a predicted model, not a curated record. Bases 186 to 3275 code for a protein of 1029 amino acids. Gene Ontology annotation, molecular function: DNA binding.